Messenger RNA from Podarcis raffonei (Aeolian wall lizard), 3562 nucleotides. It is a transcript of the gene AGTR1, whose product is annotated as angiotensin II receptor type 1. Gene Ontology annotation, molecular function: angiotensin type II receptor activity. The transcript has 2 exons. The record is from RefSeq and is a predicted model, not a curated record. NCBI's taxonomy places the organism in Eukaryota, Metazoa, Chordata, Lepidosauria, Squamata, Lacertidae. Gene Ontology annotation, cellular component: membrane. The coding region runs from base 444 to 1532 and encodes 362 amino acids. Gene Ontology annotation, biological process: immune response; regulation of vasoconstriction; G protein-coupled receptor signaling pathway.
GCGAGGCCCAGAACUAGGGGCUCUCCCAGGAGGGAGCGGGGCGGGUGGAGUGUGAGCUGGAGGGGAACGCAGCCGCGCAACGAGCAGCCGCCCUGGCUAUAAAUCCAGGGGGGCGAAGCCAAACGGAUCCAAGCCUUAGGACAGUCCUGCGCGCAGCCACCCAAGGGACUGAGGCUGCCGCCGCCGCCUUCUCGCAGCAGCAGUAGUAGCUGCAACACACCCAGGAAGGUGAGACGCGCGUGGCUUCCCCAGGGUGGAGGUUCGUGGAUGCCGACCUGUCCAGCCCGGCCGAGAGAAAGAGGAGACACCGGGAGAGAAGAGAGGGAGAAAUCCGCAGUUGCACAGCCGCUUCCAGCGCAUCCUGCCAAGCCUUGCAAGUUUCUCCUCUCGCCUUAUGAGCCUGGAAUUAAUUUUCCAAAUAGCCUCCACCUGAACUUAUCAAGAUGCUCCUAAAUAUGUCGACAGAAGAGACUGUGAAAAGAAUUCACGUGGACUGCCCCUCACUGGGAAGGCACAACUACAUGCUAAUUGUUGUUCCAACUGUUUACACCAUCAUCUUCAUCAUAGGUAUAUUCGGAAACAGUUUGGUGGUGAUUGUUAUUUACUUCUUCAUGAAGCUGAAAACUGUGGCAAGUGUCUUUCUGUUCAAUUUAGCACUGGCUGAUUUGUGUUUCCUCGUGACUUUGCCAUUGUGGGCGGCCAAUGCCGCCAUGCAAUACCGCUGGCCUUUUGGCAGUGGCUUGUGCAAGUUAGCUUCGGCUGCAGCAACCUUCAACCUGUAUGCCAGCGUGUUUCUCCUGACGUGCCUCAGCAUUGACCGUUACUUGGCAAUCGUGCACCCAAUGAAGUCCCGGCUUCAGCGCACAAUGCUUGUUGCCCGGGUAACUUGCAUCAUCAUCUGGCUGAUGGCGGCCCUUGCCAGCUUGCCUGUGAUUAUCCACCGUACCGUAUACUUAAUCGAAAAUGAAAAUAUAACGGUAUGUGCUUUUCGGUAUCAGACCCCCUCCAACACAACCAACGGCACGACACUCAAAGUUGGAUUGGGCUUAUCAAAAAACAUGCUGGGGUUUUUGAUCCCCUUUGUGAUCAUUUUAACAAGCUAUAUAUUAAUCUGGAAAGCCCUGAAGAAAGCAUACCAGAUUCAGAAAAACAAGACCAGAAACGAUGAUAUUUUCAAGAUGAUUGUUGCAAUUGUCCUUUUCUUCUUUUUUUCUUGGGUUCCUCAUCAAAUAUUCACUUUUCUGGAUGUGCUGAUUCAACUCAGUGUGAUCACCGAUUGUAAUAUCAUCGACAUUGUGGAUACAGCCAUGCCUUUCACGAUCUGCUUAGCGUAUUUUAACAACUGCCUCAACCCCCUCUUUUAUGGCUUUUUUGGAAAGAACUUCAGGAAAUAUUUCCUCCAGCUUCUGAAAUACAGCCCCCACAAUGUCAGACACGCUAGUUUCACGACAAAGAUGUCCUCUCUUUCCUAUCGGCCUUCGGAAAACCUAAUCCUAACGGCCCCCAAAAAUGGGUUCUUGGACACUGAGUGACGACUUGACAGCGCACGUUUUCCAAAACCUAGUUGGCCAGCACAGUGAUGUUCACCCAGAGUCCCAACCACCACAGCUUUAAGUGUUUAACCACCUGAGACACAUUGUCCUAUUAAAACUGAGCAGUGGCCUCUCGUUUCGUCUUGUGAAGAGGAUUGUUGGUUGUUUACAGCAAAUGUUAAUGAAAGUAAGUAAGCUGAGGUAUUCACCAUCAGCCUGCCUUUCUAAAGCUUGGGGGACAAUAGCAUGUGGAAGAGCUCUUGAAAUGUGCUAGGAAGUGUGGUCCAAUUCAUUCUAUCAAGGCUCUGAGAUUUGCUUUGAACAUGCACAAGCAACUCUGACAUUGCCUUUUGGGGCCUAUUACACAGGAGACAUAAGAAAGGCCUGUUUUCAGACUGAUGGAAGCAAAGUAAAAGUCACGAGGUUUUUCAAGAAUGUGAAUUUAUAUGUCAUAUGUACUACUUGAUUGUAAUCAAAAUCUACCUAUACUACAUUUACAUAUAUACACCAUAAAGUCCAUUCUAGUGUCAGUAAGAAACUUGGGCGAGCAUACAUUUGGAGGUCAUUUUCAAAUAAGGCAGGAGUGUACAUCUGAAGUAGAAUGAAACCACAUAUGUGUAAAAUGUUUCAGUUUUCAAAUUACGCUUGUUACCUAUUCGACUAAAUGCAACACAUAAUAUUGUGUUCUAAAUUUCAUUGGAAAAUGCUUCAUUCUGUAGAUAUAUGUUCAACACUUGACUUCUGUGGAACUAUAUCUAUUUGUUGUUUAUAUAAGACAAACGUUCCUUCCAAUAAUAUGAGCCCUAAAGAGUUCUGAGAGUAGAGGCCAUAUGUGUAGAAGAAUUGGGUGGGGAAGUGAUUUGUGAUUGGUGUCAAAGCUCACCAAAUUUACCCAAUCCAAUGUGGACCAUCUUGCACAUCAUCCUGAGUGGUGACGCUUUACUCCAUGUAGCAUCCUUUUGUAUCUGUGGGACUGAUCCAUUAAGGAAAUUUAUAUGUGUAAACUUGCUCCAAUGUUUUGGGAACAGGAUCUCCUCCCUGGGCAAUUCCUGGUUGACUUUUUGUCAAGUGUGUCAACCAGGAAGUUCUGCUGAUUUAGACUGAGGACAAAUCAGUGAGUAUGCAUAAACAGUUUGUUCACAUCACAUGUGAAUUUGGGUCCUCAUAAACUCAGGCAAUAGGAACAUUUUGGGCAUGCCUGCACUGUCUAGAUUUCAGUUGAUUGGUCAAAAUAUAUCCUAUAAGUAGAAUGCACAGACCCCUGUAGUGGAUCCUAUGCUUAAUUUGUACUUAGGUGCAUUCUUAAUUUAUUUUUUAUUUUUUGCAAAUGUUGGUCCACCCCCAAACUGGUAUUAUCCUCACCACAAUUAAACCAAAGUUUUGCUGAUGUCAUUGGCACACCUCUUCUCCAUCACUGCAGAUAUACAUAAUUUUAAAAAAUCUGAUUUGGCCUUCAUAUACAGCUUUGACUGAUUGAGAUUUCACCAUCACUAUUUCCUUUCUCUGGUUUUUGCACAUGCUGAUCUAUUUUUACAACAACAACAACAACGGAGAGCGGGGGGGAGCUCCCCCCCAAAUCUUCCAUACACUUUUUAGACUCGUGUACAUUUGUUGUGUUAUAGGACAGCCAACUGCCUGAAAUGUGUCAUUAUGCUCAUGAAACAUACAACGUGGGCACUGCAAGGAGUUAGGAGAUGUGCCUGGGUUUGAUGCAUCCUUAAGCAGUAUAGCAGAUUGCACUAUGACUUCAGCAGAUUCCCCCCCCCCCAUGCAACUGAUUUGGUGUUCAUGGAAAGAAAGAAAUGUGGUUUGCUAGGUUCAAUGUCUACUGAAAUCAGAUGGAUUUAUUUUACUGAUUGCAAACUAUACACAUCUACUUUAUAUCCCAUCAGCAGCUGUUACAAGUCUUCAAUGCUCCUUAUUGCUGUAUAUGUGCGCAUAUACUUUGCAUUGUUUUAAGUAUGUAAAACAGACAUAUUGUGUGCAAUCCAAAGAAAAUAAUGCAUAUGUCCCAUUAUCAGUCUUACUUU